GAAUACACACAUUCAGAAUCUUUUAUCUUGAAGGAAAUGAAUCUCAGCCAAACGAAUGUUAACAGUGCCAAAUCGGGCAGCACCAAGGCCAGGGAUUUACUGUGCAGAAUGGAUGUUGUGCCGGAUUGGCAUACUUCGUGUCCUCACAGGCAGAAAUUCACUCAUUUAAGACCCCAUUCUUCACCGUGUAGAGUCUGUUCAAGAAAUGGUUUCCCAAAUAUGUUCAGACCUUCUUCAACCACGGCUAUUGCAAAUCCAAUACUGUCCUUCUUAGAUGUUAAGCGGAUUUUAUUUCAAAAAAUUACCGAUAAAGGAGAUGAGUUGGUAAAAGCCUUUCAGCUGCUCGAUACCAGUCACACCAUGACAGUGUCCAAGAGUGAACUGAGAAGAGUUGUCACCACCUUCCUGCUGCCUCUCACGAGAGAACAGUUUCACGAGGUGCUGGCCCAGAUCCCUCUCACCAGCUCUGGUGCUGUUCCCUACCUUGAAUUCCUGUCCAGGUUCGGUGGACUUGACCUAAAUAUAAAUGUUAUAAAGCGGGGCAGUGGAAAUGAAAUGAAUGGCUCUCGGACCUUGAAAGAACUUGAAAUCCAAGUAGGAGAAAAGAUUUUAAAAAACAUUAAAACCGUUAUCAGUGCCCUCAAGCUCCUCGAUGUCAACAAGACCGGUCUGGUCCAGCCUCAUGCGCUGAGGAGGGUUCUGGAGACCUUCUGUUUGAAGAUGAAAGACGAGGAAUACAAGAAGUUUGCACAAUACUACGGCAUCGAUAAAGAUACUGCAGUGGAUUAUAACAUUUUUUUGAAGAACCUCAGUAUAAAUAAUAACCUAAACCUUAGGUACUAUAUGGGAAAUCACGAGGUCUCAUGGGAGAAUCAACAAGUCAAAAAUUCCAGAAGGGACUGCCUCCUCAGUUCUGAUUUAUCCGAAAGCUCCUGGGAAGACUACUCCUUAGAUGAAAUUGGAAGGACCUUUUGCCAGGAGUUUUCAAAGUCGCGUGAGAAAAUUGAAAAAGCCCUGAGCGCGGGGGACCCCUCCCAGUGCGGGUACAUAUCUUUGAAUUACCUCAAGAUCGUCCUCGAUACCUUCGUGCGCCGACUGCCGAGGCGAAUUUUCAUCCAGUUAAUGAAAAGAUUUGGGCUUAAAACCACCAAGAAAGUCAAUUGGAAGCAAUUUCUAGCAUCACUGCAUGAUCCUCAGUGGAUGAUGGAAGUUGACAACACAGUUCCGCUGGCAAAAAAAAUUAGCAGCGACUCUAAACAUCAGCCUCACCAGGAAAAUGUCAUCACAAGGUUGUUUAGACACAGAGACCUCCACACAUCGCUGAAGAAGGCCCUGAUGCUCAUCGACACCAAACUGGAUGGACAGAUAAAAGGGGAAGAAUUGCGACACAUCAUAAAUUGCAUGGUCGUGAAAAUAAGCGACUCAGAAUUCAGAGCACUAAUGCGGACGCUUGACCCCAGCGGCACAGGGCUGGUGGACGUGCGCGCGUUCGCCCAACUGCUCGAGGACAGCUGCCUGGUAAGAAAGCCGUCCCCCCACGCGGAGCCCCGGACUCCUCUCCUGCUGGCCCAGGACUCGGUGGAAGAGAUGGUCCGUGAUGCCAUCGGCAGGAACGUCCUGGCUUUCUACAACAUGCUGCACUCCUACGACCUCGGGCGCUCCGGGCUCAUGGGCGCCAACAACUUCAAGAAAGUCAUGCACAUAUUCUGUCCCUGUUUAACGAUGGAGGAUUUAACGAAACUCUGCAGUCUGUUCCGGGAUACGGCUUCGGGAAGAGUCCUUUAUAAGAACCUCUUGGCCAGCAUAGGGGUCCAUGGCCCGCCCUCCGCGUCUCCAGCCCUCACUCCAAAGGAUCGGCCAUCACGGGAACGUUCUCAGAAGGAGGAGCUGCAGGCGCCAGAUGGUUCUGAGAGAGCCAAGCCCACGGAGGAUAAAGGGACCUCGGUCAAGAGUGUGACCAAGGAGGAAGCUAUUAAAAAACUCAAAACCUGUCUGCAGCAGGAGGACCCAACAUUCCAAAAACGAUUUCCUGACUUCAGCAAGGAACUUGAUGGCAAAAUUAAUGUGCGUGACUUCAGGAAGGUGCUGCAAGGCCACGGAAUGCCCAUGGACAAUGACCAGUACGCCCAGCUGACGGCCAGAGUGGGAUUUAAGAGAGAAGGGAUGAGUUCUCUGGAUUUUGCGACAGGACUAGAAGGUACCAAAACGAAGGGGCCGCAGGUGACCCCACCUCAGACUGCAACUCCUCCAAAAAGUAAAGUGACCAGCGAUUUCGUCAGUGCUGAGGAAUGCCUGAAACUUCUCCCUGAGAGGCUGAGGGAGUCCUUCCGGGACCCCUACGCGGCCUUCUUCAGGAUGGACACCGACAGGGACGGCAUCAUCAGCAUGCACGACCUGCGCCACCUGCUGCAGCGGUUACUGUUCAAUCUCAAAGACGAAGAGUUUGAGCGUCUGCUGGGCCUUCUGGGCCUGAGACUUGGCGUCACGUUAAAUUUUCGGGAAUUUCGAAAUUUGUUUGAGAAGAGCCCACUCACAACAGACGACGCGCCUCAACGACUCGUUAGGACAAAACAGAAGGUUGCAGAUUCAGAGCUAGCUUGCGAACAGGCUCAUCAGUACCUUGUUACCAAAGCAAAAACCAGAUGGUCAGACUUGUCCAAGAAUUUUAUAGAAACUGACCGUGAGGGUGCCGGCAUUGUCCGCCGACGGGACAUAAAGAAUGCGCUGUACAGCUUUGACAUUCCCCUCACACCGCGGGAAUUUGAAAAGCUCUGGAUGCGCUACGACACUGAGGGAAAAGGCCACCUGACUUACAAGGAGUUCUUGCAGAAGCUGGGGAUCCACUACUCAGCGGAUGUCCACCAGCCCUACACAGAGGACCACUUCAACUUCAUGGGUCACUUCACCAAGCCACAGCAGGAGCCAGCCGAGGUCACGGAGCUGCUGCAGGGCACCGGGAAGGCGGCGCCAGCCAGGGAUAAGCUGCAGGACCACUAUCAAGACAUCAGGAAAGCACUGGCCAAGCUCGCGGACCCCAGGAGCGGCUCCGUGUCCACGUGCCAGCUGCGGCAAGCGCUGCAGGACAGCGGCUGUCCCCUCAGGGACGAGGAGCUGGCCGAGCUCCUGGACAGUUGGGGAAUCAGCUGGCAAAAUAACUCCAUCAAUUACCUUGACUUCUUGAGAGCAGUGGAGAACAGCAAGCCACCAAGGCCUGAGCCGAAACAGACAGACUCGGGCGUGCCAAUCAACUUCGCGAAGCUACACCCUGAGGAGGUUCUGAGGAACAUCCAGAAAGUUGUCACCUCCUCCAGCCAGGCUCUGUCCACGGCAUUUUCUGCCUUGGACAAAGAGGACACUGGGUUUGUAAAGGCUUCGGAUUUUGGACAAGUUCUUAAGGAUUUCUGUUACAAACUAACAGAUAACCAGUACCAUUAUUUCCUGAGAAAACUAAGAAUUCAUCUAACCCCCCAUAUAAAUUGGAAGUAUUUUCUCCAGAGCUUCGCCGGUUUUCUUGAAGAGACUGCCUCUGAGUGGGCUGAGAAAAUGCCCAAGGGCCCGCCACUCAGGUCUCCCCAGGAAAUGGCAAACCAUGAGGUCCUGGCCCGGCUCCACAAGGCGGUGACUUCCCACUACCACGCCAUCGCCCAGGACUUUGAGAACUUCGACACCUUGAAGACGAGCACCGUGUCCAGGGACGAGUUCAGGGCCGUUUGUACGCGCCACGUCCAGGUUCUAACGGACGAACAAUUCGACAGGCUGUGGAGCGGGAUGCCAGCGGACGCCAAGGGCCGGCUGAAGUACCUGGACUUCCUGAGUAGGUUCAAUUCGGAGAAAGCGGCGACCCCGCCGGGCACGAACGACUCGGCCCAGGCCCACAGAGGGAGCGACGGCCCCAGAGUCUCGGCAGUAAGCAGGUCUGGGGGGUCACUGCCCACCCGUGACCUGAAAGCAGGGACGAUGCCGCGGAGCCAGCCCUCUACAGCCGCCAGCACGGGCACAGUGAUGGGCACCCCGCCCCUGCAAAACUGCGAGCCCGUGGAGCGCAGGCUGCGGAGGACCAUCCAGGGCUGCUGGCGGGAGUUCCUGAAGGAGUGCAAGGAGCGGGAUGCGCACAGGCGAGGGGCCGUCACCGCGGCCGAGUUCCUGGCUCUUGUGGAGAAAUUCAACCUGGACAUCAGUGAAGAGGAGUGUCAGCAGCUCGUCACGAAGUACGACCUGAAAGGCGACGGGAGCUUUGCGUACUGCGACUUCAUCCAGAGCUGCGUCCUCCUGCUGAAAGCGAAGGAGACCUCGCUCAUGCAGCGGAUGAAGAUCCAGAAUGCCCACAAAAUGAAAGAAGCUGGUGCUGAGACUUCCUCCUUUUACUGCGCAUUGCUGCGCAUUCAGCCCAAAAUUUUGCAUUGCUGGCGGCCGAUGCGACGCACUUUCAAAGCCUACGAUGCGGGUGGCACGGGGCUUGUCGGUGUGGCUGAUUUCCGGAAGGUCCUGAGACAGUACAGCAUCAACCUGUCGGAGGAGGAGUUCUUCCACAUUCUGGAAUAUUAUGACAAGACACUGUCUUCAAAAAUCUCCUACAACGACUUCCUCCGGGCCUUCCUCCAGUAGGGCCCACGCGGUGUGCCCGGCGUGGGCAGACGGAGACGGCAGGGCCUGUCCCCAAGACUGACA
Messenger RNA from Pteronotus mesoamericanus, 4668 nucleotides. It is a transcript of the gene EFCAB6, whose product is annotated as EF-hand calcium binding domain 6. Gene Ontology annotation, molecular function: calcium ion binding. The transcript is spliced from 31 exons. Bases 37 to 4605 code for a protein of 1522 amino acids. Lineage: Eukaryota; Metazoa; Chordata; Mammalia; Chiroptera; Mormoopidae. The record is from RefSeq and is a predicted model, not a curated record.